GAAAGAGAAAUGACUGGUUAGAAAUAACCCUGAACUUUACAUUUAACUCCUGCCAACUCAUAACAACUUAUAAUCAUGGAAAUGUUUUAAUGAAAAGCCCAUUAUUGGAAUUUCCACAAUUCUGAUCCUAUUAUUAUCUACCCCAAUAAAAUACCACAAACUACAGCCAUAGAAGUCAACUCCUCUCUGACAGCAUCUGAAGAAAUUUUUGGAAAAUGAUGCACAAAGGUAGUAUUCACUACAGGGCUCUUGCACUGGAUUGCAUUACAUUAAAGAGGAGUUUCAAUUUUCCUGUUCACAACAGUUGCUUAAGAGUAGGCAACUAAGGCCGGGAGUACAUUCCAUUUGAAUUACUAGUUUUUGAUUUUUCCUGUGUCUAUGGACAUUUCACAGGCAAAAUGGCUGCCGUUUAUGAUGCAAUAAACCAAGAACACUGGAUACAUGGUUUAAAAAAGAAAGAAAAAAAAAAACCUAACAUGCUAGUGCACAAUUGCCUGUGACUGAAAGUAUAAUGGGUCAGCUUUGUGCAUACUGCAGUGAUCGAAACCAAAUGAUUCACUUUUGCCACAAAAACCUGCCAUUUUACUGGUACAAACAUGUCAGACUUGUUUUGGUUAGAGCGUACUGCUAAUCUCACUGGUCAAGGUCUGGUAAUAAUGAAUUCUAAUUGGGAGGCAACAAAACCAAAUACAACCUUAUCCACAAAAAACAUUUAAUGGAACUGUUCCAUCAAAUAAAUUUCACUUCAGUCCAAUUUCUGGCUCAAUCAGAUCUGCAUUUUUAUCUCCAUGGAAGUGUGCCAUACUGUGCAGCACUGCAAUACUGGUGAUGAUGUGUUAUUUGACAUAUUACUGAUGCACAGUCUUCCUGAUAUCCUUCCUAACUUUCUUAAGCAGAAAUAAGCAAAAACAUUAUGUAAAACUUUUUUGCAUGCCGUUUUUUUCAACCUAGUAGUAUUUAUUUUGCCUAGUCACCAUUGGGUACAUUCAUAGUCACUGAAUAAAUGAAGUUAUUACCUAUAGCUCAAGUUAUCUCAAAUCGCUAUCUAAUUUCAAAUAGCCAGUGCCACAUGUGAAAGUGAACUUGGUUAAUUAGUAAGAUGUUGGGUGACCAGGAGCCACCAGAAUAGCUUCAGUACUACAAGAACAUAUUAAAAAGGUGCAGAGAUAUCAGUAAUAUUUUGCUCAGACCAGUUUUGUACUCUAGGAUCAACACAAAUACUGCAUUCUACACUAAACUCUUAACUUAAACGCAGUGUGUGAUAUGUAAGCAGAGUCGAGCUGCGGCUUUCAAUAAUCAUUUUUGAAAUUAUCCAUUUGCUUCUUCCCAUUCUCCGUUCACACUGAGAUAAAAUGCUCAAGUUCACGAUUUACCACAUUUGAUGCUGCCCUGCAGCUAAAUUGUAUGCUGCCAAGCAAAAGUUUGUGGUAGCAUGCAAAGUCAAUGGAAAGACACAAACAAAUUAGUCAUAAGUGGUGUCUCCACAAGUGGUUUCAUUACAAGCAAAACAUUUGCAGUUAACCCAAACUGAACUACAUGAUUCCACGUUAUUAAUAUACAGAGAAUAAAAAUGAAAUAGGUCUGGUGGUGACAAAACAACAACUGCACUGUUAAAUUUUGAAGUCAGUUUUGAGUUUGCGCUGUCAUACACACCUUUACAGUACAUGUACAUUCACCUCACACAUGUCUGUGUAAUAUUACAGAAACUGCACUGAAGUAGGGUAAUUCCCAGGCCAACGGGCCAAAACUUUUUUGUACAUAGUAGGGCUGCAGCUAUCGAUUCUUUUUGAAGUCGAGUAUUCUACCAAAUAAUUCAGCGAUUAAUCGAGUAAUCAGAUUUUUUGUUUUUUGUUUUUUUUGCAUUUUUAAACAACAAUACUGUAACAGACCAUGUAUACAUAGAGGCAGGACGUCUGGGCAGUGGCGUUAUCAGAGGCUGCGAAGCCUGUCAGUCAUGGCAGUUGCCAUGGCAAUGAUUGGGGGCGAAGUAGCCAGCUGGGAUUUAGCGGAGGACCUGUGGGGGUGUGUGUGUAGGGAGAGAGACGUGACAGAGCAAAUGCUGAUAACGCUAUAUGCCGGUCUGAUUGCGUGUUUUAUUGUUAUGGCAUUGCCCACAGUAGCCAGCGUUCAAGCUGAGGAAUAAAGACCAGCAAAACCAGCUCAUGCUUCGUAGCUCCAUUAUUCCGGGUUGCUACAAUACUAGUGCAUAAUGUGUGACAGAAACGAAUCCCAAACUUUGGACAUCUUUUGUCUUUUGCGGAACGUCUCUUCACUCUCUUCCAAAGCGCCAACUUUUUGACUCUGAGUCGCGUGCGUCACCGUUUACAGUCCGUGUAGAACACGAUCCCCAGGGCGGAACGCGAAUGACUACUUAAACAAAAUGAAUGAUUAAACGAAUACUCGAGGCAAAAAUAAUGAUUGGAGGAUUUUUUGACACUUGAAUUACUCGGUUACUCGUUGCAGCUCUACUACAUAGUAUUUUUAAUGAGCCCGCUUGUGAGAACAGUAUAGUGGUAAUAAAAUAAAACACAGAUGCCCCAACUUUGUAAAAGCCACUUCACACUACAAACAGAAAUCACAUAAUAAAUCUACUGCUAUCAAACUAAUCCUUACAACAAAAAUACCAGAUGCUGUUGGUGGUGGCUUAUAAUAUGUCUAAAACUAAUCAACGCCUUUUGCUAUAUGAACAGUAAUGAUGAUAAAUAAAUCAUCAUGCAUAUUGCAGGCUAAAACUGCACCAGAACAAACAUUUUACAUCCCAUUUAGAAUCAAAAUGGUGGUGCAACACCAGGGUACAUUAUGAUACAGUACCAUUGUCUCCACUGUUUAAGCAAAGCUCUGGAGAUUGUUCUCAGCAAUUACAAGAUUAGAUAAGCAAAUUGUCUCACUGUACCUCUUCAUACACACAAUGUUUAUUUCACUCCAUCCUGAUGUAAUUAGGGGUGGGAAUCACAGCGUAAUUCUAACACAAUACUAUUACAAUGAUUAUGUGCUCUGUAAUAAUGAGUAUCAGGAUACUAAAGAUUCUCUUAUGUGAAGAUAUCAUAUUAUUUGUGUAACUGUUCAGAAACAAUAAAUUAUUUCUCCCAAAACAGUCAUUCGGUUAUACUUAUUCAAAGAAUUAUGUAUGACUUUCAGUUUUGGAGAUGUUUGUGUGAGGUUCACGACAAACAGGCAUGGAGGGAUGAACUGCUAAAAACAUCUACAUUUAAAGCUGAAAACACCUCAAGAGAACAAAUCCUGACAUUAAUACCAAUGUAUCAAUAAUGCAUGACAAGAGUAUAUACUCAGAUGCAGGUUUAUUGGGGCACUUAUGUUAAGUUUUUGUUGAUACUGUUUUAGAGAGGCGCUGAUCCAAUUUUAUACUUAUUUAACUGGCUGUAGUUUGUGGUGCUGUUGAACUGUGUUGAGUUACUAUGGGGUGUUCCUUGGGGGUACCUGGAGAAGGUAAAAUAUUAGAAAUAUCUCUUGGCAUAGUCACAGACAAUGUUUGCGCAAGUUUUGGCAGUUACAGUAUCUGUUUCUUGAGCGUGCAGAGCAAACUUUGACGGUCUAUAAAAUCUAAAAAAAAAAAAAAAAAAAAAAAAAAAAAAAAUCAAGUAAUCACCUGUAACUCAAUCCCUAAAUAAAAAAGUGUUUUAAGAGGCUAGGCAAAACUAGUUACUCUGGACAUGUGGAGAGUAACUAGACAUUUACAGGAAAGGUAAAUUCAAGUUAACUAGCCGACUGUCACACUCUGCAUGUACAAAACUUUAAUUUAUUUGACAGAUGCAAUUUUUUUUGAAUAAUUUAUUUGUUGGUGCUGCAGAAAAGCUUAAAAUCAAGUAGUUGGAUAGACCUAAAUACUAUUUUAAAAAGAAUCACCAUGUCACUUGUCUCUGCUGUAGAAACAACUGCCAUGCAGCUGUACUGUAUCUAUAGUACUGCUAUUUUACCCACAUUCAUCUUAGGGCUCGUUUAAAGUGAAACGGUGCCAGUCAAAACACAUUCGUGUAUAAAAUGCAACGCCAUCUCUUAAAAAUGUAAAUGAUGACAUGUCUAUCAAGACCACUUUCCAUUUUAUUCUGUACCCAACUCUAACGUUAGUUAAGUGAAAGGAAAUGGAGGCCCAAGUUGACGAUAAGCCGAAAGGGUUGUACUAAGUUUCCCCCCGAUAUUUAAAUUUACAUCUAUAUCUUUUAGCUUUUUGUUCGUGUUGAUCCACCCAAACUCAUGAGUCCUGUUUUUUUUGUGUUUUUAAAAAAAGCUUAUUAAGUUUGACCUACGUACGGUGGAGGCGGUGUGGCCAUUGCCCCAGACUUUUACCUCCUCAACGGAGCGAUACUCACUGUACUCACAGGCUUUCUACUUUGGUUACGGGAGACAAUCAGCCGCCCAGCAUGGCUGUUCUGUUCUGGAUGAUGCAUUCAAGAGAUAUUUUCCCCUCAUAUUUCCAGACUACACUCAUGCGAUUUGUUUCUGGCAGACCAUUCACAGUUGAGGUCAGUGUUGACCAUGAUGAUUGUGAGAGUUACCCAAAGGAGGACUCUUCUGAGAGAUACAACCUGACUGUCUCUGCAGGACAUGCAUCUCUGAAUGCUGAAACCGUGUGGGGUGCCAUAAGAGGUCUGGAAACCUUCAGUCAGUUGGUGUAUCAAGAUGAUUUUGGCUCAUAUUUUGUGAACAAGACUGAGAUUGAAGACUUCCCCCGGUUUCAGUUCCGAGGGAUUUUGUUGGACACUUCACGCCACUUCUUACCUGUCCAGGCCAUUUUGAAAACACUGGAUGCAAUGGCCUACAGUAAGUUCAAUGUGUUCCAUUGGCACAUUGUUGAUGAUCCCUCCUUUCCUUACCAAAGUAGCACAUUUCCAGACCUUUCCAGUAAGGGGGCUUUCCGUCCGAUGACUCACAUCUACACACAGUCAGAUGUGAGAAGGGUGAUCUCACAUGCCAGGCUACGGGGAAUAAGGGUCCUUCCUGAGUUUGAUUCACCCAGCCACACACAAUCUUGGGGAAAAGGACAGUCUGACCUGUUGACUCCUUGCUACAAAGGGGGCGCCCCUUCAGGUACUUUUGGUCCUGUUAAUCCAGCGUUAUCCUCCACCUACCAGUUCAUGGCGAGACUAUUUAAGGAAGUGUCAUCAGUGUUUCCUGAUUCCUAUAUCCACUUAGGAGGGGAUGAGGUAGACUUUUCCUGCUGGAAAUCUAAUCCUGAUGUGCGAGCAUUCAUGCAGAAGAUGGGAUUUGGAACAGACUUCACCAAACUGGAAGCUUUCUACAUAGAGAGCAUCGUGAAUAUCACUUCAGCUCUAAACAGGACAUCUAUUGUGUGGCAGGAUGUGUUUGACAAUCAUGAACGACGUAACUCUCUGUCAGUGGUGGAGGUAUGGAAACACGGCUGUUACCUGUGUGAAGUACGCAAGGUGGUUAAAGCAGGACUCAGAGUGAUUCUAGCCUCUCCAUGGUAUCUGGACCAGCCAGGACCCACACACAACUGGGCCCGCUACUACACUGUAUGGCCCCUUGCCUUCAAGGGUACUGAGGAACAGAAGAAGCUGGUAAUAGGGGGUGAGGUCUGCAUGUGGGGGGAAUAUGUUGAUGCCACAAAUCUCAGUCCACGUCUUUGGCCAAGGGCAAGUGCUGCAGCAGAGAGACUGUGGAGUGAUGAGAAGCAAACAUCUAGUGUGGAAAAGGCAUCUCCUCGUUUGCAGGACUUUCGCUGCAGGCUCCUUAGGCGUGGUAUUCAAGCAGAGCCUCUGUAUGUUGGACACUGCAAACAUGAGUACCAAGGGGUCUGAAGAUGUUGGAUGGAUUAAAAUUGCAAGAUUUUUGCAGAGAAUGUUUGAACUAAACAAAGUUCAUAAUUGCCUUUUUAUUUGAUAUGGGGUGACAAAUCUUGUGUGGGGCAUUUAAAGUGGUGUAAAACACAUUUGACAUUUUGUUUCUCCAGUUUUAAGUAUAUAAGUAUCUACAUCCUUGUAGAUUGUAAAUGCUUUCUCAGGGAGUUAUAUCAUAACCUAUAUUUUUUCAUUAUUAUUUUUGUAAUAACUAUUUGAGUAAUGUGCUUUUUAUUUUAAGUUUUGCAUUUUAAGCAGUCACAAUAUAAAAUUGUGAACUGUACUGCUAUGUUGAAUUGUACUGUUGCAAAUUACUGCAAAAUAUACAAUGUGGAUGUUCAACUGAAACAUUCACAAUGCUGUAGGCUGUACUGCAUUGUACUGUAUUGCAUUGAAAUGUAAUAAAAUAUUAG
Larimichthys crocea (large yellow croaker) is the source of this 6229-nucleotide messenger RNA. It is a transcript of the gene hexa, whose product is annotated as hexosaminidase A (alpha polypeptide). Gene Ontology annotation, cellular component: lysosome; membrane. The transcript is spliced from 15 exons. Gene Ontology annotation, molecular function: beta-N-acetylhexosaminidase activity. The coding region runs from base 4380 to 5777 and encodes 465 amino acids. Gene Ontology annotation, biological process: glycosaminoglycan metabolic process; carbohydrate metabolic process; ganglioside catabolic process. Lineage: Eukaryota; Metazoa; Chordata; Actinopteri; Sciaenidae. The record is from RefSeq and is a predicted model, not a curated record.